CAACACUGAAGCGUGGCAUGCUGCUACGGGCAGCGGCAUCCUGAAACCCGCACUGGCUACAGAAGCAAUCCACGCUGUCGGCUCCAAAGCUGCAACUGGAUGCAGAGCCUCAGAGAGUUACUCCCAGAUGGGAACUUCAGAGGACUGUGUGCGGUACAGGCGCACAGGUGGAUCCUCAUUCCCUGGGACCUCGGGAAUCUUAACCAGAUGGAAGAGGAGCG
Molecule: messenger RNA, 221 nt
Organism: Pelobates cultripes (western spadefoot toad)
Lineage: Eukaryota; Metazoa; Chordata; Amphibia; Anura; Pelobatidae
Source: the annotation of a GenBank genome assembly